CAAACCAUUUGAUAUAAAGUUACAGUUACAACAAGGACAUCCUUUGGUAUAGUCUAUGGAUAGAAUUCUGAAAAAUAAAAGUAUUGGCGAAAUUCUCGAAAAUUAUUUGAUUUACAAAGCGUUUUUGUACAUCCCUCUUUACGGAGAAGUGGUAUUUCCCAGAAGUGAUUUUUAGUGGGACUCGCGCGGUAGGCAGAUUCAUUUUCAACUUAACUGAGGAGGGAGGGACAUUGCGGAAAAAAGGAGUUCUAUGGAAAACGUAAAACAGCACGCUUUAUGAAGUUAACUUUACUAAAACAUAUGCUCAUCUAAUCACGUUUUGUCAUACAUGGCUAAACACUAGUAGCGUUGAAAUCUGGUGUUUUAUUUUAUUUUUAUUUUUUUGUGUGAAGAGUUUCAGAGAUCUCUUUUUCCUGAAAGUAUUACGGUGGGAAGCUAUAGGACCCGAGAUCAAAGAAGCCUUGUAUUACAAGUUGUAACUGGAGAACGCCAGAGAAAGCCACCCAACUCAGACAGCGUCCUGAGAGAAACACUGCAGAAAGAGAGAGAGAGAGAGAGCAUUUGGAUCAGACACAUAUUUGUAAGAGUGUUUAUUUCUUUAAACGACUUUUAAUUGUUUAUAUGACCGAGAUGCAUAUGUGUUUUAAUUGUACGUCUUGGGGAUGAGUUGGAAAAGAAGAAAGUUUUUUAUGGCACAUUUGAGAAGUCGGAUAAUUUGAUCACGUUGAAAGAGUACUUUAUUUUAUAUGUGCAUUUAGAUAGAACAGAAGAAAAACAUACGACUCUACGUUAUUAUUUCAAGACAUUUCUUAGUUCUUGUACAAUCUGAUUUGGGAAAGGAAGCGUUCUGACCCAUAUUAUUCCCUUUGAUCUAGCUGUAUGAUCUAAAAAAAAAAAAAAAAAGAAAAAAAAAGAGAACUUUCUCGGAUCUCUCUUGUAAAACAACGAGGUUGUGUGAAGCAACUAAAGAAAAUGUUAGUUGCCGAUCCUUUAUUUUAUAUUAAAACCAGGCCGUCAUCCCAGAAGAAACUAAAUCAUUUACAAGCUGGUUUAGUUAUUUUUCUCCAUGCUGUGGUUUUGGUGUCCGCUCAGGCAACAACCUGCCCGCAAAACUGCGAGUGUUCUGGCCUUGGCAGAACUGUAACUGUAAUCUGCGGCAACAAGGGCUUGAAUGCUAUUCCCCAACCCUUGCCUUUAAAUGUCAAGACUCUUGUUAUAACGGGGAAUGACAUCCCACACCUCAAACAGGAUGCUUUCCCACAGUCACUGGACCAGCUAACUAACCUGAACCUAAGUUUAAAUAAGAUCGAGGUCAUCGACCCGUUUGUCUUCGUCAAAAUGCCAAGCCUGAAAGAACUUGAUUUGAGCAAUAACAGGAUUUUCAAGUUCAAUCCCGAAGCUUUCAGUACCAACAACGUAUUGCACACAUUAGAUCUUGGCAGCACCCUGUUCAAUAACUCCUUCAUAGAGGAAAUAUCAGCUUUGGUUCAGAAUGAGACUUUAGUAAACUUGGUGACAUUGAAAUUAUCAGGUAAUGAUGUGCUGUACCUCCCCGAGGAGAUGUUUGCAAGCUUACCAAACCUGAAGACACUUGACUUGAGAAACAAUUCCAUCGUUAACCUGAAAAACGGGACUUUUAAAAAUCUAAGACUUGAGAGUUUGGACAUGAGAGAGAACUCCCUGAAAGAACUCUCAAACGCCACCCUGGAUGACUUUGACCUCCAACCAGGCAUCUCCAUCCAGCUGGCGGAUAAUGCUUGGGUUUGUGAUUGUAAUAUUGAGGAUCUGCUUCUUUGGCUUGGGAGAUCAGACGCUGUGUUGGACAAAGGGAAUCUGUCCUGCGCUCUCCCAGACAGCUUGAGGGACACUCGGCUCCUUGAAGUGAACGUCUCGGAGCUGCACUGCUCUUACUCUGAAGACAUGAAAAGCAUUUUGCAAACUUCUUAUGUCUUUCUGGGAAUCGUGCUGGCGCUGAUCGGAGUGAUUUUCCUCCUGGUUUUGUACCUGAAUAGAAAGGGAAUAAAGAAGUGGAUUUAUAAUAUCCGAGAUGCGUGCCGAGAUCACAUGGACGGGUACCAUUACAGAUAUGAAAUUAGCACAGACCCGCGGUUAACCAACCUCAGUUUGAAUUCUGAAGUUUGAAACUAAUUCUAAUAGACGGCAAACCUUUGGGUGUAUUAUUUGAGGGCACGUGGACUUAUUGUAGCUAUGCAUGAAAUCCUGUCGCUAAAAAUAGGCUUAAGUCAGUGCUUGCCCUUUUCCAUAGAAACCAGACUUUGUAACAGUAAGAAGCUGAUUAAUUCUUGCUUGGAAUUUGGCACCCCGCGCCCCUGUGAUGUGAUGCUGACUGAUGUGUUUUGUCGUUCUUUUUGAUGUUGUGCAGUGCUGCAUGGUGAGAGACUUACAAUACUGUGUGGGCCUUAGCAAGGAUAUUCAACUGUAGUCUAUUUUGAAGAUGCAUUUUUUUCCUACAACACUAUUGCAAAGACUGUACAGAUUUUCAUACUACUUCUAAGUAUAGUAUUAAUAUGUCAAUACAUACAGUAAGCCUAUUUAUGCUGUGUAAAGUAUAGCACAUUUACAGUUUAUACAUAGCCUGCAUAUUAUUAUUCCCUUUGCAAAGUUGAAUGUUUAUUUGUUAUCUUUAAUGUUGUUGUGAAAGGAUAAUGCUGUUUAUAAAGUACAGUGCAUGUCAUAACCUUUGGGUUUUGUUCUAAAACUUGCUGAAAUUGUUUCAAGUUUGGGGGUUUGCAACCUUAAAACAAACUCAGACUUUUAAAGAGCUUACAGUUAAAAGGACUGUUGUAGCAAAGAGUAGAAAAUGUUUUCGUAUUUCAUCAAAAUAAACUGUACAAAAUACUGGGAAGAAA
This is a messenger RNA of Acipenser ruthenus (sterlet), 2870 nucleotides long. It is a transcript of the gene tpbg, whose product is annotated as trophoblast glycoprotein b. Gene Ontology annotation, cellular component: plasma membrane. Gene Ontology annotation, molecular function: protein binding. The transcript has a single exon. NCBI's taxonomy places the organism in Eukaryota, Metazoa, Chordata, Actinopteri, Acipenseriformes, Acipenseridae. The record is from RefSeq and is a predicted model, not a curated record. Gene Ontology annotation, biological process: negative regulation of canonical Wnt signaling pathway. Bases 973 to 2142 code for a protein of 389 amino acids.